Sorex araneus (European shrew) is the source of this 1610-nucleotide messenger RNA. It is a transcript of the gene STX6, whose product is annotated as syntaxin 6. The coding region runs from base 119 to 883 and encodes 254 amino acids. Gene Ontology annotation, molecular function: SNAP receptor activity. The record is from RefSeq and is a predicted model, not a curated record. Gene Ontology annotation, biological process: intracellular protein transport; Golgi vesicle transport. Gene Ontology annotation, cellular component: membrane. The transcript has 8 exons. Lineage: Eukaryota; Metazoa; Chordata; Mammalia; Eulipotyphla; Soricidae.
GGGGCUCCAGAGCGUGCGCGCGCCCGCUGCUCCGGGGACCCCCGGCCCAGCAGGCGCCCGGGCGGCGGCGGCGGCGGCGGCGGCGGCGGCGGCGGCGGCGGCGGGGGGCCGGGACGCCAUGUCCAUGGAGGACCCCUUCUUCGUGGUGAAGGGCGAGGUGCAGAAGGCGGUGAACACGGCGCAGGGCCUGUUCCAGCGAUGGAGCGAGCUGCUGCAGGAGCCGGCGGGCGCCACGCGCGAGGAGGUGGACUGGACCACCAACGAGCUGCGCAACAACCUGCGCAGCAUCGAGUGGGACCUCGAGGACCUGGACGAGACCAUCAGCAUAGUUGAAGCGAAUCCGAGAAAAUUCAACCUCGAUGCCACGGAACUGAGCAUCAGAAAGGCCUUCAUCACCAGCACGCGGCAGGUGGUCAGGGACAUGAAGGACCAGAUGUCCACGUCCUCGGCGCAGGCGCUGGCCGAGAGGAAGCACCGGCAGGCCCUGCUGGGCGACAGCGGCGGGCAGAGCUGGGGCGCCGGUGCCGACAGGGCGAGCCGCCUGGAGCGGGAGCUGCAGCAGGCCAACGCGCAGUUCAUCGAGGAGCAGCGCGCGCAGCAGCAGCUGAUCGUGCAGCAGCAGGAUGAGCAGCUGGAGCUGGUGUCGGGCAGCAUUGGGGUGUUGAAGAACAUGUCCCAGCGGAUCGGCGGGGAGCUGGAGGAGCAGGCCGUGAUGCUGGACGACUUCUCCCAUGAGCUGGAGAGCACGCAGUCCCGGCUGGACAACGUGAUGAAGAAGCUGGCCAAGGUGUCCCACAUGACCAGCGAUGGGCGCCAGUGGUGCGCCAUCGCCGUGCUGUUCGCCGUCCUGCUCGUCGUCCUCGUCCUCUUCCUGGUGCUGUGACCUGCCGCCCGCAUCCAGCUCUUCCCGACGCGGCUCCCCCCUGCCCCCUCCGUGGCCCGGGCCCAGCGCCGGACGGGCCAGUGGGCAGAGAAGUCCGCCGCCCGCACUCCAGGCGCCCCGUGUGGGGCCGAUGAUCCAGAAACUUCCAUUCGCUCGUGUUUGCUGGUGCUCCUGCCGCCCCCUCCCUCCCUCCCUCCCUCCCCCCCUGCAAACCUUCUCCGCGCUGGCCCCCACCCGCCCGCCCGCCCCCUCCCGGGGGACCCGGCCGGCCGUCACUGGGGACGGGGCCCACAGCUGGCGUCGCUGGUUUUCAGGGAUGACACGGCCUUUCCGGACAAGCGACCCGGAGGGAGGAACAAACGAACAGGCUAGGGGCAGAGGGUGGCCGGAUCCCCCCAGAGGCGCGUGGAGUCAGAUUCCAGGAAGACCCGGGGCGGCGGCGGAGGGUGGGUGGGCAGAAAAGGGGGGGGUCCCCACAGCUCCCGAGAACUGUUGGGUCCUUGAUGUUCACGCUGUGACCGGGGAAGUGACCACACGCCCCCCCCCCCAGGGUCACCGCCGGGUCCCUCGGCCCCAGGCUCGGCCGUGCCCCGGUUUGUUCGUCUCUCGUUUUUAGGCUUGCUCCCCCUCCCCCCCACCCCCACCCCCCGUGACCCCCCGUGACCCACCGUGAGGUUCUCGCCCAGCUCAUUUUGAAUUGCACUUUUUAAUAAAUAUUUGUACCAAU